CCAUCGCUAAGCAACCCGUUAAAAGGCUACUCCAUGUAUUAUUAAAUACGCACUCCUUUUGAGCAUAAUGUCUUGGGGUUUGCUUAACAGGGUUUGUGUUGUACGUCAAGGGAAAAGAGACCUUAAAACACUACUAGAACUUCGCAGCCCAUGUACAUCGACGCUAGCAUAGAGUGGGACGCGGACGUGGGCAGUUCCAAUCGCCGGGGCAAUAUGACCUGCUAAAACGUCAAAUUUAAUACAACACUGAAUGAGGGGGUUACCUUUUGGAAAGAACUCCAUACUCAACAAAAUCUGCCGUGCGCAAAUAAGUUGAAUGGAAGUUCUACACAUUGCAAAAGAAUAGGAGAUGCAUCAAUCUUUAGUUAGAUGAACUCUAAAGGUAAACAAGGAUUGGAAUCCCACUCACCUUUAACCUACAGACACAUAUUUCUGCUAUCCACAAGCAAGUGAAAGAGCGUCACGCAGUCAAAGAAGAGAAUCGAAAACAUUCGGACCAUUAAAUUGACGUCAUCACAAGACUUCCAUAUUGAAGAAAAUAGCUGGGAUUGCAUGAGAUAUUCAUUUUGGAAUAAAGACACAUGGCGGUACAUUUAUAUACGGAAUUCUAAGACGAAGCUUGGUGGGAGAUACGGGCAACAAUAAGCGGUGGUACACAAAUGGAAAAUAUACAACUAAGUAUCCAAUUGAUGAAUAAGAUCACCAAAUAAUAAGGAGAAUUCCGCGUUUCCCAUCUUGAGAACUGUCUCCUAAUUACCAUGGAAUAAAAACAACACCUUUUGGAAAAGAAUUAAUUAACAGGAAAAGUCAAUCCAUAACGCUUAAGGGAAAAUCAAAGACGAAAAACACACUUUGCUAUUCUUCCUAUAUGCAGGCUCGACCUAAAUUCGAACAAGACGAGUGAACUAAAAAAACGCCGCUUUAUUACAAUAGAUAUUUACUAAGCGUGAAGAAUAGCACCUGGAGUAGUUAGUUGUGGGCAAGCCUGUAAUCGCCUAAAGGUAAAGACAGAUCUCCCGAUAAAUACAUUGAAUCUCAAGCAGAGCUAGAACCUUAGCACGCGAAAUUGACCAUAAAUCACACUCCGUGAAUAGAGAGCAUUUUGAGGGGUGUGGAAGCGCGUUGUCUCAAAUGACUUCAUGGCGAACCCUACGAACUAUGCUUCUGUCACCGAUACGGAAAAGCUCGUCAAGCUGAUACUGUAUAUCAUAGCGCUGAUAGUCGGGGUUACGGGUAACUCGUUAGUACUCGUCAUACUCGCUCGCAAGUCGCGGCGAGUCGUCAACGAUUUUUUUAUCAUCAACUUGGCCGUGGCGGAUCUCACUUUGUUGAUAUUUUCUGUGCCUAUUACCGUGUUAUUCUACGAGGAGUCUCGAUUCACAGCCUUCGUGUGUAAGACUGUCUGGCCGAUGAUGACGAUCGCGAAUAAUGUCAGCAUCUUCACCCUCACCAUCAUGGCGGUCUGCCGGUGUCACGUGAUUUUGAACGCGUUUCGUCCGGAUAUCCAGCAGACGACGGUUGUGCGCAGCAUUGCACUUGCGUGGACUCUUGCCGCCUUUUUGUUGUUACCGCUGAUCAUAGUUGCAGAGGAGAAUCCAAAAGGCGCGGGUUGUGAGGAAAACUGGACAAAUCUAGAAUCUCGUCGUGCGUAUACCGCCUCGCUUGUAAUACUCCAAUACGUGUUACCACUUGUCGCAAUUGCUAUUGCAUACGUAUGGAUCGGAGUGGACCUCUGGAAACCGGAGCGAUACAUGGCUACUUCCUGGGCGACACAAGACCGCAAAGGGCGCGAAAAGCGGCGCAAAGAAAAUGUGCAAAUCGUGAAGACUUUGGCAACAAUAGUUGUACUUUUCGCCAUUUGCAUGUUACCAGGGCACAUAGCAUGGAUGCUGGCAGACUUCGGCGGGAAGUCGGAAAACAAUGUCGCUAUGAUAAUUCUUCGUUUCUUUGACUUGCUUGUUUACGUACAUAGCUGCAUGAACCCGAUCGUUUACGGAACAUUGACAAAGUAUUUUCGACGGGAGUACACGAGGUAUUUCAAAUUCGUGUUCUGCUGUAAUGCUGAGCUCAAGGCGUUGCACCAUUCAAAGUCUCACCAUCGCUCCCACGAGCAUAUACACGGAGUGACGCUUUAAAAUGUCUAUUGUUCUCUGCGACCUUUAACAACGGCGACGACAGAAAGGAUAGCACUGGCAACAGCGAUGGCGACCAGACAAUUGAGUUUAAGGAACUGCUUCAAACAACGAAUAUGAUCUGCUUAAAGAUCUGCUAGUGUCGUGUGUAUCACAUAAGAGACGGUGAAUAAUGGGUAAACCUUUGUAAAUCAUUUGUCUCGUCUGUUUCUGACCUGAACAAAGCAACACGUUGCCCUGAUUGGCUUGCCAAGUUCUGUUCAUAGUGAGAGCGAGGUACUAGUCUAGCGUGUGUCGCACUGUAUAAGGUGACCAUCCUAGCGUGUGUCGCACUGUAUAAGGUGACCAUCCUAGCGUGUGUCGCACUGUAUAAGGUGACCAUCCUAGCGUGUGUCGCACUGUAUAAGGUGACCAUCCUAGCGUGUGUCUCAUAAAUAAUCAUUUGACUACCAGGUUGAGAUAUAAAGAUGACGGUAAAACUUUUACCCACACAACGAUCUUCAAGCAAUAACUAAGAAGAAAUAAAGACGGGAACCGGUUUAGCGCGCGCAUAUGUUUAUUAUUUAUUCAUGUAAUGUUUUUGACAUCUCGAUCUACGUCACAAAUGACUAGACUUUUUCCGAACGUUGACCAAAAUAGCGCGUUUUAUAGAGUCCAUACACGAACCACAUACCAUUUGGAAGAUGAAAAUGUAAAGAAUUGACCAAAUCUUUCAACCCUGAAAGGUCAUAUGGACUUUAAAUGCAGUCGAACCUCUAUUAGGUGGCCCUCGCGGUCAACCUCUAUUCAACGGUGAUUUAUCAGUCCCGAAUUUUCCCCCUCAUUUCUACUGUAAAUGUGACCUCUAUGGAGCGGUCACCUGUAUUAAGCGGACGCGGUCACCAAAGGAGGGUCCCAAUCGGCAGAUUUUUUUUUAUUUUAUCUCUAUUAAACGGUCACCAUCAAUAUUUCCCAGCAUGACAACAGAUUUUGCACGUCUAUCUCAGACCUGAGUCUCCAGGUUUUGCAGCAAAUCUCCAGGUCUCCAGGCUAAACGCUAAAUCUCCAUGUUAAGUAAUAUUUUCGGAGACUCUGAGUUGUAAUUGCCUGAAAACUUCGUUAUAAUGAACACAAUGUUUUGAAAAGCACAACGUGUGAGUUUGUGAGUACUUUUUUUGCGAAACGGAAACAUUGUGAAGGAGAUGCAAGACCGUAAUAGGAAUAGAGAAUGUAUCAGCUGAGUUGAUUGGUCAGUUAUAAGCCAA
This is a messenger RNA of Nematostella vectensis (starlet sea anemone), 3376 nucleotides long. RefSeq names its product galanin receptor type 1. The coding region runs from base 1140 to 2135 and encodes 331 amino acids. Gene Ontology annotation, molecular function: neuropeptide Y receptor activity. Gene Ontology annotation, cellular component: membrane. The record is from RefSeq and is a predicted model, not a curated record. The transcript has a single exon. Gene Ontology annotation, biological process: G protein-coupled receptor signaling pathway. NCBI's taxonomy places the organism in Eukaryota, Metazoa, Cnidaria, Anthozoa, Actiniaria, Edwardsiidae.